Molecule: messenger RNA, 1244 nt
Organism: Anoplophora glabripennis (Asian longhorned beetle)
Lineage: Eukaryota; Metazoa; Arthropoda; Insecta; Coleoptera; Cerambycidae
Gene: Kr-h2
Product: Krueppel homolog 2
Exons: 5
Coding region: 300-1076 (258 amino acids)
Biological process (GO): endoplasmic reticulum tubular network organization; membrane organization
Cellular component (GO): membrane; endoplasmic reticulum
Source: RefSeq, a predicted model, not a curated record
UCUGCAAAUCGUUUGGAUUUGAUCUUCGAUCAUUCGAUUUGAUACUACAAACAUACGUACGUACUACGUGUUUUAUUCGUUUUAAUACUGUUUUUAUUAUUUGUUUUGUGCUGUGUUGGUUGUUCAAGUACGAAGUCGUAAAUUGCGUAAAUUUAAUCCUGGUAAUAAGUUAUUUAAUCAUCUUUAAAUUUGUCUACAUAGUAUUGUGUGAUUUUUUGUAUAUGAAGGUGGACACUUCGCGAUAUUUCAUAAAAUAUUUAAAUUAGGUUAUUUAAUUCCUGCUCCUAGUGUUAUUUAAAAUGAGUGAUACAGCAGGAAAUUCAAGUUCGACUGGUUCAAGAAGUUUGAAUUACGAGGCUCUUAAGAAUCACAUACUGACACAUAAAAUUGACUGUAGUUUAUGGGCCAUAAGAAUAUUAUCUAUAUUAUUUGCAAUAGGAUAUAUUAUUCCAAUAUUUGGAAGUUCUCAGAAUGCGUAUUAUAAAGUUCUCAUUGCGAAUGCAGCCAUUAGUGCAUUACGAUUGCACCAGAGAUUGGGGAGAGUAAGGAUAAGUCGAGAAUUCCUCGCAGAAUUAUUGGUUGAAGACAGUUGUCAUUACUUAUUUUACUCGUUAAUAUUUCUAUAUGUGACACCCGUAACAUUGGCAAUUUUACCAAUUGUCCUUUUUGCCACACUUCAUGCUGCAAGCUAUUCAUUAACCUUGUUGGAUACACUUGGUCAGAACUCUUGGUGGGGCGCAAGAUUGCUCAUAUCUUUGGUAGAAUUCCAGUCUUUGAAUAUUUUAAGGCUAAUUGCAUUCACAGAAAUUAUUCUGAUGCCAUGCACGGUUCUUUUAAUUUUGAUGGGGAAAGCAAGUUUACUGAUACCUUUCAUCUACUACCACUUUUUGACACAAAGGUACAUUUCAAGGAGAAAUCCUUACACGAGAAAUAUGUUCCAUGAGCUGAGGAUUUUGUUUGAGACUACGGCUGCAAAACCAAGUAUGCCGGGUUUUCUACGUCAAGCUCUUCUUGCUAUCGUAAACUUCACUUGCAAACUUGCACCUCCUCAAAUUCAAGUUCCACCGCAGCAGUAAAUGUAGUUAUCGAUUUGUAUUACAUUUGAUAUAUUAGCAGUUUUAAGAUAAUUAGUGUAUAUCAUACAAUUAGAGUGGAAAAGGUGAGACUUUUUAUUUCAUUCCUUCUUCGGUGCGUAAGAUCUUUAUUGUUAUUUUUUGUUAAAUAAAUUUUCCAUCAAAAAUUGA